Molecule: messenger RNA, 5524 nt
Organism: Girardinichthys multiradiatus
Lineage: Eukaryota; Metazoa; Chordata; Actinopteri; Cyprinodontiformes; Goodeidae
Product: axin-1-like
Exons: 12
Coding region: 497-3058 (853 amino acids)
Biological process (GO): negative regulation of canonical Wnt signaling pathway
Source: RefSeq, a predicted model, not a curated record
GCUGGUUUGAUGUUGGAUGGAAAAUUAGAACCCCCCACAACAAACGGAGGGCUGGAACAGAGAGACUGGAACAGAGACAGAGAGGAUGGAAAGAGAACAACCAUCGACAGAUGGAGUCUGUUGUGAUUAAAGAUGGCGUCAGUCUUCACUGCAGACCACGAAGGACUGUAUCCGAUCUCUAAAGAAGUGGUGGGAGUUGUCUGCGGUUCAGCUCAUCAGAACCAUGAAGAACACAAUGUGGAAGAACUGGACUGCACAGAUAAACCUAUACAGCAAUAUUCUGCUCUAGUCAGACCUUUCCAGUUGUGGGAAUUUAGACUGGCUUUAUUAUUACUCCUAGACCGUGCAUUGAAUAACCUUACAAUGGAAUCGACAGUGAAAGGUUUCAGAGCUGGAGGAUGCAUGAGGAUGACAAUCAGACUCAAGGAGCUUUUUCAGAGAAGCAUAACUAGAAUACUGGAUCCAACAGUUGUGCAGUGUGGGCACUGCGGGGUUCAUGGAUGCUGGGACUAUGAGCAUAAGCGACCAAAGGGGCUUCAUCUCAGACCUGGGAGGCAGCUUCACUGAGGAUGCUCCCAGACCUCCAGUUCCUGGGGAGGAAGGAGAGCUGGUUUGCAGCGAUGGUCGCCAGCACAGCAGCCUCACCUUCUCCUCCAAGAAUGACGGCACCAAAAGUGAAAUGUCUGUGGCUACACCCAGACGGCCAGACUUGGACCUGGGCUACGAGCCAGAGGGCAGUGCUUCCCCAACGCCACCCUACUUAAAAUGGGCAGAAUCUCUUCAUUCCCUCCUGGAUGACCAGGAUGGCAUCCAUCUGUUCAGGAAAUUCCUCAAGCAAGAGGGGUGUGCGGAUAUGCUGGACUUUUGGUUUGCAUGCAGUGGCUUUCGUAAACUGGAAGCCAGCGAGGGGAAUGAGGAGAAGAAAGUGAAACUGGCGAAAGCUAUCUAUAAAAAGUACAUCCAGGACAACAACGGAAUUGUCUCCAGACAAAUCAAACUAGCUACUAAGUCUUUCAUCAGAGAUUGUUUGAUGAGGCUUCAUAUUGAUCCUGCGAUGUUUGACCAGGCUCAGACUGAGAUACAGACCCGGAUAGAGGAAAACACUUAUCCUUUGUUCCUUAAAUCUGACAUAUAUUUGGAAUAUACACGAUCAGGAGGGGAGAGCCCAAAACUGUGCAGCGACCAGAGCUCUGUUUCUGGGAAUGAGAAGGGACUGUCGGGGUAUUUACCAACUUUAAAUGAAUAUGAGGAAUGGAGAUGUGACAAAGGACCUGAGGAGACUGAGUGUGACCUGACACCAAGCAGCCUGCUCACUCAGAAGCUGUUGAUGGAGACGGUACCGCAGCGAGUUGCCAGCAGUGCAAAAUUCCAGGACAGCCAGGAGUACAGGCACGGACCAUGUCGAGAGCCCAUCGACCCAUACUAUGUCAACGCCGGUCAUGUUCUGGCCCCAGCCACCAGUGCUAAUGACAGUGAGCAGCAGAGCAUGUCCAGUGAUGCAGAGACACUUUCGCUCACAGACAGCAGUGUAGAUGGUGUUCCACCGUACCGAUACCGCAAACAGCAUCGCCGGGAGAUGCACGAGAGUGCCAAAGCAAAUGGGCGAGUGCCACUACCUCAUUUUCCACGCACAAACCGGAUUCCAAAGGAUAUAAACGUGGAGCCAGAGAGGUUCGCUGCAGAGUUGAUCAGGAGGCUGGAGGGCGUCCUGAGGGAGAGGGAAGCUGAGGAGAAACUGGAGGAGAGGCUGAAAAGAGUCCGAUUGGAAGAAGAAGGUGAUGAAGUGUCCUCACCCUCAUCAUUACCCAGUCAAAGAUUCCCCCCUAGUGCUUAUUCGAUGAAUUACAACCCCCGUUACGCUGAAAUCACAUACAGCAGUCCUUUUGUUCAAGAUGCUCAUGAGGAAAACCCAGAGAGUAUCCUGGACGAUCACGUCCAGCGGGUCAUGAAGACACCCAUCUCCGAGUCUCCAGGGACCGGGCGCCACUCCCCCAAGUCACGCUCUCCGGAUGGCUUGUCAGGGGUCAGAGGAGUGGCGCACUCAGGCCAGGGUAAACAUUCAGCCAGACAUGGUUUGAAGGGAGAGACGAGCCAUCCGUACAACCACAAAUAUGUGCCUCACAGUCACGCGAGUAUCGUGGAGCCUGAGGGGGCCCCACGUUCGCACGGCAGCUCUGCCUGGAGCCUAGAGACGAGCUAUUAUGGCUCAAAAUCUCGAAGCUAUGCAGAUGGCAUGGUUUCUAACCCUGUGGAGCACAGCAGCAAAAGUGGCCCUCAGUGUAAACGAGCAUUCAAGAGAGGUGAAGAGACGAGGGCUUAUGAUGUGUCACAACCUGCAGAGGAAGCGGAGAAAAAACAAAAGAUCCUAUUGUGGCUGAUGGAUGGACAGAAAGAAAUGGCUCAACAUAAAAUAAGUCCAUAUGGGAGUGUCAGUGGGUCCAAGAGGACUGUGAGCCAUGAGGGAUCUUGCCUCAGCUCCUCAGAGAGAUAUGGGUUGGUGCAUCCCUGCCUCAGUGGCCAAGGGCGCAGCAACGUGCAGCCGUUUCACCCCUUCAUCCAGGACCCUACCAUGCCUCCUAACCCGGCUCCCAGUCCCCUCAUCCAGCUAGAGGAGGUUUGUCGGCGACUUGAAGAGGAAAAGAUUAAGUCUGGAGCUUUGCAGCCUAAGCAAAGGUAUGUGAUGGAGGUGAUCCAAAGGGGUCGCGCAGCAGUCAGGCCUCCACCGGUCCCUCUGCUCAACAUGGUUCCUGCCGUUUCAGACAGCGAGCUCUCAGAGCCUGAACAUAAAGCCACUAAAAAGCAGCCAUGCGGGAAUAUUACCGUGGCUUACUACUUCUGCGAGGAGCUGAUACCAUAUAUGACGUCUGUCAAGGGGAGGGUUGUCACAUUGGGCCAGUUCAAAGAACUUCUUACAAAGAAAGGAAAUUACAGAUAUUAUUUCAAGAAGGUGAGCGAUGACUUUGACUGCGGGGUGGUGUUCGAAGAGGUACGCGAGGAUGAUGCUGUCUUGCCCAUCUUUGAGGAGAAGAUUAUCGGGAAAGUUGAAAGGGUUGACUGAAGUGCACGCUGCAUAGGAAUGAAGGCAAAGGUGGUGGAGGAAGAGCAGAGAAGCAGCUGAAGGUGCAGAGGAAGUGAGAAGAGAGAGUUUAGAGGAAAGUGAGAAGCUUAAAGCAGUGGCCGAAGAGAAGACCUCAUUCACAUUUUUGGAGUUUCAUGUAGCAUUGUAAAGUUUUCUAGAUAAACGAAGAACAAAAGCGCUACUAAAGCUGCAUAUUUUUGAUAAAGAUAUAUGAGAAGAUUUCCCAACUAAAGUAGCAGCGCUUGCAAUUUUUUAAAUGUCCUGAUGCCAGAUUUGUACAGUUUGUGUUAAAGGAUAACAAUUUUUUUAUUCUAUUUCAACUAUUUAAAAUACAAAUUUUCAGUUUUAUUAAAAUGUUUCCCUUGUUGAAGGUGAUAAAAAAUCUUUUUUUAAACUGACAUUUUUUGGCAUUGAAUGUUUGUGAUCUUCUAAGUGUUUUUAUAUGUUAUCAGAAUGUUAUUUUGACAGGCUGCUUGUUUAUCCACGUGUUGUGAACACAUUCUUUCUCGGUUUAGGCUAUGUAAAUGUUGCAGAUGGCUUUUUUGGAAUCUCUUUGGCACCGUUUGGAAGGUUUAAUGCCGUUUCAGAUACAUAACACACUGAAAGUAAUUUCAUAUGAAAUUAAGCCAUUUAUUAAAAGAAUGUCAGAAUUUACCAAGAUAUCUAUUUUGCAAUUUGAAUAGGUUGCAGUUAUGUAAAAUAUUUCUGGUGUUCCUGGUUUGGUGUACACUGCCUGGAAAUGAAACUAAAACCCUUUUUAAGUGACUAGAUAUUGUUUGAGCCUAAAUGCAGGUAACAAUAGAAAGUUAAUGCAAUAAUAUCUAAAAUACAAGGGAAAAUUGGAAUCCCAAUGUGAAUCUAUGCAAAAUUAUUAUGACACGGAAUUUACCCUUUUACAGAUUUCUACUGAUUUCUCCUUUUUGGUCACUUUAUUUCAGAUAAUCAAACAAAUUUUUAUAUCAAACCGAUUGAAUAUACAAUUGUUUAAGAGACAAAUGGUCUCUAAACCAACCUGGCCCUCUGUAAAAAAGUAAUUACCCCCCAAAUCUAAUGGUUGUGUGACUCUUGCCUGCAAAAACUGCCAUCACUCGUUUAACUGGCAUUGAUCCUUUUUAUGUCUUUUAAAAUUCUUUCAAUUCUUAGUUAUUGCUGAAUGACAUGUUUUGUGCUUAAACAUCUAUGCUGUCUCUGAAACUAAAAACCAGCUUUUUCGCUGGUAGGUCAUCAGAAAACAAUGUUGUUUUUUAAUUAGCAGUUACGUUGCGGCCGGAGACUAUCGUUAUAUUUCUUUUACAAAACGUAUACAAGCAUGAACUCUAGCAUACAGAUUUUGUAGUUUAUGCAUUUUUUAAUGCAAGUUUAAAGUCUAAAUGACUCCGUAGUCUGUAAAUCAAUUAAACGCAUGAUGCUUUGUAACCUGAAGCCUUCUCUGUCUGCCUGGCAGGAAUAUGAGGAUCUAUAUGUGAUAGAGACAUUUUACACCAAAGAAGAAACAUUCUCUGAAAUGACCCAAUUAGCCAUCAUUUUACAGCAGCGCUUCAUAUCCCAGCUGUUGCUUUUUCACAGUAUAAAACACACUAAGGACCUAACCUGCUUUUAUGAUUGAGGGUUUCUGCCACUUAUUGAAGCUUGCAAAGUUAUUGCUUUUCCACUACUGAAUAAAUAAAAAUAUCACGGCCUUUUUACAUCGCUUGCCACCCUGACCAUGUAAAGGCAAUGUAAAGGACAUUUUCUGCACUGAAAUGGCACACACACUGGAAAUGGGGAUUCAAGGCCGCCAUAUUUGUUUGUAUUUUGUUCCUCAUCAUUGUGCUGGAUUUCACAGUGAAGAAUGAGCCAUUAUAAAUAUGUGGUUUAUUACAACAAGUGAGAACACCAGUAGACCUUGAAUUUAGAGUGCUCUGUUUUAUUGGAACAUAGCAUAAUAAACAUUGUUUUGUUUUUUGUCUUUAAAGAUGCUGCUUUUUAGUUUACUAACUUAAAUCAGUUUAAUAUAUUUGUAGUUCAUUAGCAUCCAGUGAUUAUUAGCUUGUUAAAUUAUAUGGUUUAAUUUAGUUAUUCUUUGUUGUUUUGAGUUAUUUUUCAUUCUUUUUAAACAAUCAUCAUUGUUCUGUUCGAACUGUGAAAGCCCUUUUAUUUAAAUCCAUGUCAUUUUACAAUGAAUUACAGAGUGCCUUUAUUACUAUGCUAAUGAUGUCUGCAGCGCAAUGUUCAGAUAAAUGUGAUGACAUUAAUUCCUCCUUUGUUGAGGCUUUUUCAUGUGCAUUUCUUGUUUUUUUUUUUUUUUCAACCUAUUUAUGUAAAUGUAAAUAUGUAGAACUGUCAGCAGCAAGCAGCUCAGCCUUCACAUUCAGUCUUGGACCUGUUUCUCUUUUUUUGUUGUUCACUAAUUAGCAUGGUAACCAUUUUAAGGUACCAGAAAAAUAAAUUCAUGCAUUACACCAA